CAAGUUCGUUUUGCGGCGAUAUCGUUGCGGCACUUUUAGCCUGGCCAAAACACACACAAGAAUUGGCAGUAAGCAAAGCCAAAGGCAACAAACCAACUGCCAACAAUCUCAACUGCCAACUGCCAACAAAAUAAAUAUUUUAGUGUUCAGUGUUCGUGUUGAAAAGUGCGUCGAAACCAAAACCAAAACGAAAACCAAAACAACAACCCAAAUUCGAAAGGUGUGACAAAGCGAAAGAAAGUUAAACGAAUAACAAACAAUAAACUUGACAAAGCCUAUAAACAAUUUACGCCACGACGAGAGGAGAGGUGAGGAGAGGGGGCGUGGCUAAGCCCCGCGAGUGCUUUUCAAUUGUGCAAAGGGCUAAAGCGAAAUGCAAAUUCAUUCAACUCACUCGCUGACAAGUGACUAAAACAAUAAACACACAAAAUGCUUGACUAAAAUACCAACAACAACAACAACCACAACAACAAUAACAACAACAACAACAGCAAUAAAAGUAGCUGAGUGGACGAGCGAUCAAUCGAGCAACCAUCAAGUGCAACAGCAGCAGCCACAUCAACAUCCUCCAAAAUAACCGAGUCGAGGAGGAGGAGAAGGAGGAGAACCCAUAAUAAUAAAGGGAGGAAGCAAUUGAAACGAUUGGCAACACUUUUACGAGUUGCCAACUACUUUUUACAACGAAUUUUCAUUAUUGCACAAGUCAACAUAAGCUGAGCGGAAGCCCGUGGCGCGUUCCGGUUCAACAACAACAGAGACGGAGUUGCGUUGAUUGGUUUCCUAGUAUGCGAUGGCAGCGGCGACAGCGCGACUGGAGGAGGAUCGACGACUCCAACUACGACUGCGACUGCGACUGCGACAGCGAUCCGCGACACGCGACAUAGCCAGCGAUAACAGCGCCCGGGAGCGAACAUUGGCCACCAAGGUGCGACGAAAAGAACGACGUCCGCUGCGACGAUUGCAUCCGCCGAUUGCGAUACCGCUGGGCCAGCUCCUCUGGCUGCUGUGCUGCCUGUGCGGCCAGCUGCGUGCCGAGUGCCUGUCGGUGUGCGAGUGCAAGUGGAAGAGCGGCAAGGAGUCCGUCUUGUGCCUUAACGCCAACCUCACACAUAUCCCCCAGCCGCUCGACGCUGGCACUCAGCUGCUCGAUCUGAGUGGCAACGACAUCCAGACGAUACCCGACGACAGUUUCGCCUCGGCGCAGCUGCUCAAUCUGCAGAAGGUCUACUUGGCACGCUGUCGCCUGCGGCUGAUCGAACGCCAUGCGUUCCGCAAGCUCAUCAACCUCGUCGAAUUGGAUCUGAGUCACAAUCAGCUGGCGGCGAUUCCCUCGCUCGCCCUCUUUCACGUCUCCGAGCUACGCGAGCUGCGACUCUCCGGCAACCCCAUCAGCCGGGUGCCCGACGACGCCUUCGGUCAUGUGCCGCAGCUGGUGCGCCUCGAGCUGAGCGAUUGUCGCUUGAGCAGCGUCGCUGUCCGCGCCUUUGCCGGCCUAGAGAGCAGCCUCGAGUGGCUCAAGCUCGAUGGCAAUCGAUUGAGUGAAGUCCGCUCCGGCACCAUCACAUCCCUUGCCUCGCUGCACGGCCUCGAGCUGGCACGCAAUGCCUGGAACUGCAGCUGCAGCUUGCGGCCGUUGCGCUCCUGGAUGUUGCAACAGAACAUUCCCAGCGGCAUUCCCCCAACCUGCGAGUCACCUGCCCGGCUGGCAGGGCGUGCCUGGGACAAGCUGGAUGUGGAUGACUUUGCGUGCGUGCCGCAGAUUGUGGCAACCGAUACCACAGCCCAUGGCGUCGAGGGACGCAACGUGACCAUGAGCUGUUACGUCGAGGGUGUGCCUCAGCCUGCGGUGCGUUGGCUGCUCAAGAAUCGCCUGAUAGCGAACCUGAGUGCCGCCGGCGCUGGCGAUGCGGCGGAUGAGCCACGCACCGCUGCAGCGACGCAAGGCCGCAAGACGUAUGUGGUCAACAUGCUGAGGAAUGCAUCGAAUCUCACGAUACUCACGGCAGACAUGCAGGAUGCGGGCAUUUACACCUGUGCCGCGGAGAAUAAAGCGGGCAAAGUGGAGGCGAGCGUCACGUUGGCCGUCUCCCGACGUCCACCGGAGGCGCCUCUCGGUGUGCGCAUCGUGCUGCUGGGCGUCUUGGCUGCACUGCUGUUUGUGGUCGGCUCCUCGUUUGCGGCCAUCUGCUUCUGUUCGCUGCGACGGCGCCGGAAGUUGCGACUGUGGAACUCGGUGCCGCCGGUGCGACGCAGCGAGAGCUACGAGAAGAUUGAGAUGACAUCCCGAGUGCGUCCCGAUCUCGGUGGCGGUGCCAGUUGCGGUGGCGGCAGCGCCACGGGUGCGGCGCUCUUUCACGACGUCGAGGAAUCGAGUUAUCUGCGGGCCACGCACACACCGCUGAGUGCGGGGGGCGGUUGCGGAGGUGAGAGCAAUGCUGAUGUCGCGGCGAUUGUGAAUCCGAGCGCGGGAAAUGGCACGCGACGCAAUGGCGACUACCUGCAUGUGUCGACGCACUGCGACGACGAGGACGAGGAGUCAUCGUCAUCGCCACCGCAGCUGCAGCUGCAGCUGCCACAUCCUCAGCACCAACUGCAGCGCAAGGGCUCCAAUGGCAUUUCCGCAUCCGUUGCGAAUAAUUCAGUGGCAGCCACAGCGACGACGACGACGACGACGUCGACGGCGAUGGAGGAAACGGAUCUGCACAUACCACGACUGAUUGACAUCGGCGGCACCGAUUCAGCUUCUAGUUCGAUCUCCAGUCAAGUGGAUGCCGCUGCUCGGCUUGCGGGCUAUGCGAGCAGCUGGAAGACGACGCCCAUAGCGACAACGAAGAUCACCUCGCCGCACAGCCAGCCAGUUGCGGGUCAAGGGGCAACGACUGCCACGCCCUUCACGCACUACGGCAACCAUGCGGCAGACGAGAUGGCCACCUCGGUGUUCUGCAGCAGCAAUGGCGAUGGCCAGGAGCAUGAUCUCUUCGACAGCAACUAUCCCGAUCUGUUGGACAUUGCCAAGUACGCCGUGGCCCAAGCUCAAUCCCAGGCGGGUCACGUUUACCCGGGAGGAGCAGUAGCGGGGGCAACAACGAACGGAGGACUGUGCACGCUGCCGAGGAAGCUGAAGCACAGUGGCAAGUAUUUCCGCAACUCGUCGGACAGUCAAUCGCCGCUGCUGGCGGACAACUCAAGCAAGUACGGCAGCAGCACCUUGGGCGAUGGGAGUUUUCUCAACGAGGCGAUGGGAUUGGGCAGACGCUACUCGGCGGAAUCGAGCUAUGCCAACUAUGCCAGCACAACGACCUACACAGGUGGCGGACAGCGGGCGAAUAGCUUCUUGAAUCUGGUGCAGAGUGGAGCCCACAAGGGCGGACUGCAUGCCCAUCAUUUGGGGCAGAAGCCAAGUUUACCGUCGUCGCCUGUUCAGCAUCAGCGAUCGCUUAGCAGCGCAGCGACGCCGCUGUUGGAUUUCUCAGCGCUGGCCACUCGAGCGGCGGGGGCUGCCAACUCGUCGGCAGCUGCCUAUGACUAUCAUGCGGCGCAGCUGGAGCGAUUCCUCGAGGAGUAUCGCAACCUGCAGGAUCAGCUGUGCAAGAUGAAGGAGACCUGCGACACGAUACGCAAAAAGGAGACGCCACUGCGUGUCGCCAUCGGCCAGUCGGCUGCCCAGCUGGCCGAUCCUGUGAUGUACAGCGCGGCCACAGCCUCGCACAGUCCCAAGCCCCCGACCAGCACGCUCAAGGCGAAAACUCUCCUCCCCGGCCAGCCGCCCGAUCCGCCGCCCUAUUGGCUGCACCGCAAUGCGAUGCUCAAGCGCCUCAAUGCUGCCGAGGCAGUUGGCCAGCAGAGCAAUGGAGGCGCUGGCGGUGGCGCCUCUUCACCUCAGCCGGGGCAGGAUAUCUUCAAGAGCUAAUCGAACUUGUGUACAGCCGACUAAGCCACAAAAGUUACCAACAGCGACUUCGGUCCACACCGAAGCACACAUCUAACCUUGCAAAGCAGUUGAGGAAACGGUAAAUAAUAUUUGAAUUUUCUGAGAGAAACAUGUUGAUCAAACUCAAGAAUUUGCUAAGCAAACGGCAAACAUAUAUUAUUCGAAGUUCAGAGAAUAGUUUGAAAUAGUCAUGAAAGCAGAACUUUAUAAGCUGUCGCAAUAAUUCUAAAGAAAUUUGAACUGAUUGAUAUUUGUUUUUUUCUGUGAGAAGCAAUUUUAAUCAAACUCAAAUAAUUGCUAGGCAAUGGCAGGUAAAUUAUUUAAAUAACUUCUUUUUAGACCUGAAAUUAUUGACUUGUUUAAUUAUGGAAAGCUGCAAGCAAACAUAUUCUUUAAAUGCAUAAAUUGUCACAAGAAUUCUGAAUUGAUUGAAUAUGAACUGAUUUAAAUAUUUGAUUAUUCUUCAAGACGCAUUUUGAUCAAAUUUAAAUACAAGUAAAUCAGUUCGGAAUUUUCUAUUUUAAUUGGAAUUGCAAGCAAAUAUAUUCUCUAAAUUUAUUAAAGUUAAAACUAGUUGUGGAAGAACAUCUUAUGUUAUCAUAAUGAUUAUGAAAAAUCAGAGAUGAAUUUGCCCCCAGAACAAAAAUAUAUUUUAAUUUGGAUUCUAACUACAGCUGAAAGUUUUUUAAGCAAAAUAUGGAACCAUAUCUAAAUUAAUUCUUAAAGUUUGCUGAAGUAAACACAAAAAAUUAUUUCCAAGGAAGUAAAAGCUUAAUCAUAUCUAAGUUGUCUAUUAAAACUACUUUUAUUAAGCCUUACAAUUGAUAUAGCUGAUAAUUGCAAAGCAACAUAGCUGCCAAGUCAAUUAAAUCAAUUAUUAAUUUAUAAUUUUAUUUUGAAUUGAAACUGAAAAAUGAAAUAAAAUGAAUCAAGAAUUUCAAAGAAGUUGAAACUAUUAAUGAAAAAUAUUCAGUAAUGCUUAAGCUACAAAAGAAAUAUAAUUUACGUUGCCACAACUAUUCAAAACAGCAAAAGAGAAGUCAAAUUAAUGUUGAGCUUUGCAUUGAGCUACAAAUUAUAAUUUAUGAAAUAUGUUUAAUGAAAUGAAGAUGUUCUUUAAAUCAAGUAUUUAAUUUAAAGUGCAUCUUCAUUUUAUAAAUCAUAUAACCAAGAUGAAUAGAACAAAUGGAAAAAUAAACUUAUCAAAAAAAGUCGACAACACAUUUCUUCAACUGCUUGCAAGGUGCUGUGUAAUGAAUUUUUCGAAACUUCGCAUUAGUUAGGUUUAGGUUUAGGUAGCUGGGGUUUAUCACUCUCUGGCUCUUUGCUGGCCAGCCCCUCUGUUGUAUUAUAGAACACACACUUUUCCACUCUUUCUACUCGCUACGCAUAUUAACAACAACAAAAGUCAGUCACAAUGUAAGUGUAUAGACAGUUCCCUACCCUUCCCCUUUCCCAUUCCUUUUAUCUUCUCCCUAAAAAAAUACUAUUUGAAAAAAUAGAAAAGAAGAAAACUCAACUCUCCAAAUAUUUCCCCCCCAGAAACUCUCGUGUUAGUCCAACUAAAAGUGUUUUUGUACUUUAAGCGAUCUAAUUAAAUGAUAAUAAUAAUAAUUAUAAUUAAAAUAUAUAUAUAUAUUAAAGAAGAAUACCUAUUGUAAGUGGGGAAUUGAGUUGGCAAAGACUGCAGGCAUUGAUUGAUUGAUUGAUGGUGAUUGAUUGUGUGUUUAUUUGUUUGUUUCAUUGUUAGACACGUUUUACUAGAACUUUAAGUUAACUUUAACUGUGCAAAAAUCAAAUCAAAGUUGAAGAUUUAAGAGAUUAAUCAACGCCAACUCAAUUCAAGAACAGAAACGAAACGAAACGAAAAGAAUUGUAAUUACCAAUAAUAACAAGAGAAACAGCAACAACAUUAUAUUUUAGGGUGUCACUAAACUAAAACUCAAAGACAAAACAAAACAGAAAAAAAGAUUAUAAAUAAAUUAGUUGAGAAUUGAAACAAAACACAGAAAAAUAGCAAAAAAAAAAAUGAAGAAAAUAAAUAAAAUAAAA
Messenger RNA from Drosophila nasuta, 5983 nucleotides. It is a transcript of the gene kek3, whose product is annotated as leucine-rich repeat, immunoglobulin-like domain-containing kekkon 3 protein. The transcript is spliced from 4 exons. NCBI's taxonomy places the organism in Eukaryota, Metazoa, Arthropoda, Insecta, Diptera, Drosophilidae. The record is from RefSeq and is a predicted model, not a curated record. The coding region runs from base 791 to 3910 and encodes 1039 amino acids. Gene Ontology annotation, molecular function: protein binding.